Messenger RNA from Phymastichus coffea, 896 nucleotides. RefSeq names its product nicotinamide riboside kinase 1 (gene Nrk1). Gene Ontology annotation, molecular function: ATP binding; kinase activity. Gene Ontology annotation, cellular component: cytoplasm. The transcript has a single exon. Lineage: Eukaryota; Metazoa; Arthropoda; Insecta; Hymenoptera; Eulophidae. Bases 302 to 880 code for a protein of 192 amino acids. The record is from RefSeq and is a predicted model, not a curated record.
UAAAUAUAUAAUUAUUGCAAGUUUUAUUAUGAAUGAUCCAUAAAAAAAGUAGCUUGCAACAAUUGACACAUUAGAUAUAAGUUAUCUUUUAUUUAUUUUGUCUUGAGUCUCGAGAUAACUUAAGUACUAGAUAAACCUUGUUUAACUGGAUCAGCAUCUAAUUAGCUGUUAUGCAAUAGAGAGAUAAGGUUUUUAUGAGCACACCUCAGAAUAGACAUUUAGUUUAUCCAGUGGUUUCUUUCACUAACCAUUUUUUUGAUUAUAUUUUAGUUAGAAAAGUAGUUGGUACAAUUAAAUUAAAAUGAAGUGGUUGAUAAUUGGUAUUGCUGGACCUACAUGCAGUGGAAAAACCACUAUAUCAAAUAAAUUAAAAAAAAGCAUUACCGAUUCAAUAUUGAUCAAUCAAGACCAAUACUUUUUGCUUCAAGAUGAUCCAAGGCAUACUUUGAUUCCAGAGCUGAAUCACUUUAAUUGGGAUAUUUUGUCCAGUCUUGAUAUGGCAAAAAUGUAUUCGGAUAUAGUACAAAUCAUAACUCCUAACACUAGUUCCUCUCAACAGAAUAAAGAAAAAAAAAUCAACGUUCUCAUUAUAGAAGGAUUUUUAAUUUACAAUUAUAAACCAAUAGCUGAAUUAAUAGAUAAAAAGUAUUUUAUAGAUAUAACUAAAGAAGUGUGUUGGAGUAGGAGAAAAAAUCGUAUCUAUGAUCCUCCUGAUGUACCAGGGUACUUUGAUAAAUGUAUCUGGCCUGAAUAUUUAAAGCACAAAGCAGAAAUUGUUGCAGAUAAAAAUAUAUACAAUAGUAUUAAAUUUUUUGAUGGCACCAAGAACUUGAAUGAACUAUGUGAUGAAAUUAUUAAUGAAAUUAAAUCUUUUUCGUGAUGCAUAAGUAUUAAUG